GCCUGCUCUCUGAGGACAGGGCACUGGGGACAGAAACGGAGGAAGACGCACAGGGACGGAAAGCUACUCUGUGCUCCUGGAGGUGGAGGAAUCGAUCCUGUGACCACGUCCGUCCUGCCCAGAGCGAUGUGCAGAUCCGGGGCCAUCGCAUCGAACUCCCCACGACGCCGUCACGGACACGGGACGGACACCCCGACCCGCGCGCGGAGACGGGACGGACCCCGCGCUGCCAGAGCGGCGGGAGCGCAAGCACCGCCGGGGCACUUGCUCCCGGACCGCGAACCGCGUAAAGACGCGGCGGGAACCGAGUCGGCGCGGAGCAGGAAGACGGACGCGCGGCCCCGCAGGCCCAGGGCCCGGAGCGGGAUGACCCGACGGCCGCGCGCACAGCCCCGCGGGGGACACAGUGUUACCGCGCACGAAGCCGCGCCGGGCCCUUGCUCCGCCCGGUCCCCUGAACACCGACCCCCUCAGCAUCCCCGUUCCGGAAGCUCCUCCUCCCCGGGCCUCGCUUUCUCCUCACCUGCUCCUCCCGCGGCGGGUCCUGAGGAGACGGGUUCUUGUCGGCGUGGACGCGGCCCCACGUCCUCCAGAAGCCGCCACAGCGCGGGUCCUGAAGAAGCGGAGCUCCUGUCACUCAAGAGGCGCGCUGAAUGCGCGUGCGCGCGCCCGCGUCAGGGAGCGGGGCUCGGGCGCCCCCUGCAGGCAGUGGCGGUAGUGCGGGACAACACUGGGCUCACAGGUCCGUGGAGGCAGCGCCCCCUCCUGGCCGCCCGCUAAAUCCAUGACAUUUUGGAAAUUGAAACUGAAGCGGAGCUCACUGUCCCCCAACUUCGCCAAAAAUAGUUAAGGAACAAUUAAUUGGAAACCAUAUGAAAUGAAAUGUACACACAAACUUUACAACCUACACCAAAAUUCACUGGACCCGCAGUAAAUUCAAAAUGCAAACAGAAAGAGCAGCUCUUCCUGCCCACAGGUCCUGUCCCUGUGCUUCAAUAAAAUCACCUUUGUGCACCAAAGACGUUUUCAAGAAUUCUUUCUUGGCAUGGACUCAGGACCCCGCGAACCCCACUAUCACCCCCAAAAACCUCAUCAUUUAUAUGGCGCCCAUCAUGUGGGGCAAUGAGUCUUUUCAUCUGUACUCUGAGCUAGUGCAAACUUGAUGAGUACUCUUUCCUUCCUUUGCCCUCAUUUCAGGGCCUUUUGAGAAGAAUGCUCUUAUUGGAACACUUUCAUGUCAAUCACGCACGCUGCAAUCCCCUCAACCGUGGCUACUCUACGGGGAGAAAAAGCCUGCCUUAUGGCUGGAAGUUAGUACCCUGGCCAGAACGGUAACAUUUUUAAGGAACUAAGAAUGACUAUGAAGCAUGACGCCAAUAAAGCCCCUUGGAAAUGUUGGCCUGAUACCUUGCUUACAGAGUUCCCAGAAUCCUUACAAGUGUCUCCCUGCCUGGUGCCAACACUCCUUCACAACCAUAACUUCUAGAAGAUAGCUGAUCCUUUCUACUCAAGGAGGUUCAUAUAUGUUGUCUACCUUGGAUUGGCUGCCUCUGCCAGUGGUAACUCCUAUGUAUAAAUACCUUCCCCAAUUGACCAAUAUUGGCCCAUAGGUAGGGACAUCUCUGUGCCCCUACUCAGCAGGAAGAAGUUACAGAAGAUGAGAACUUCCACCCUCAGCAACCUCAAAGAUUUUAAGGGCCAAAAUUGUCCAGGGGGGAAUGAUGUGGGAAACAAAGGCAGAAGGAAAUGGCAGAUAAAAGUAAAUUUCGCUAUAACCUGCAGCCCAUUGGCAAAUACUUGAGGAAGGUUUCUCCAGGAACUCACUACAGUCUCAAUGCUAAUGAUUUGCUUAGGGGGAAAGACAAUAUUAGCUUGACAAUAGCUAGUCUUCCAAUAUCCAGUGAGUCUUCUUUAGCAUAUGAAAAUCUCACUAGAG
Molecule: messenger RNA, 1936 nt
Organism: Leopardus geoffroyi (Geoffroy's cat)
Lineage: Eukaryota; Metazoa; Chordata; Mammalia; Carnivora; Felidae
Product: microtubule-associated protein 1S-like
Exons: 2
Coding region: 127-780 (217 amino acids)
Source: RefSeq, a predicted model, not a curated record